Salvia splendens (bonfire salvia) is the source of this 671-nucleotide messenger RNA. RefSeq names its product FCS-Like Zinc finger 7. The coding region runs from base 65 to 466 and encodes 133 amino acids. NCBI's taxonomy places the organism in Eukaryota, Viridiplantae, Streptophyta, Magnoliopsida, Lamiales, Lamiaceae. The transcript has 2 exons. The record is from RefSeq and is a predicted model, not a curated record.
ACACACACACACACACAGAGACAAACGCACGCACAAAGUGUGAUAGAAUUCCGAUCGAAAAUUGAUGUUGGGGAAGCGCAGCCGCCCUACUUUCGGGAGAACCAGCAGCAUGUCUCGAUUCACCGUCGACGUCGCUACCACCGAUGCGCCUCCUCCUCCUCCGAUCGGCGGCGAAUUCUAUCACAUGCUGUCGCCGCGACACGUCAGGCGGACUUUUUCUGGCGGUUUGAAUGAGGAGACGCCGGAUUUUCUCAGGAGCUGCGGCCUCUGCAACCGCAAUUUGGCGCCUGGUCGAGAUAUCUAUAUGUAUAGGGGUGACACUGCAUUCUGUAGCUUGGAAUGCAGAGAGCAGCAAAUGGACCAAGACGAAAGCAAAGAGAGGCGUGCCCCGGCUAAGGGUGGCGAAAUCCACCACCCGGAGCAGGCUGCCGCUGCCGCGGAAGCGGAGACUGUGGCGGCAGCCUGAAAAAAUAUAAAGUUAAUCUAUCAAAGUUUCUAAUAUUGUAGACUUGUAGUAUGUGGUUUUUGUGUUUAGGUGUAUAUUUUGCACGGAUGGAAUAUUAGCUCCCUAGUCCUAUUAAUGGUGCGUUAUGUUUAAGUAGAAAUAUGGCUGCAGAAAAGUGUAAGAAUGUUGGUAGAGAGUGAACUAAUCUAAUUAUAUGUUUUCGACA